UAUUUAAUAAAAUUACGAGUAUAAUAAUAAUAGUAGCAAUAAAUAAUAAUAAUAAUAAUAGUAUAGUAGUAGUAAUAAACUUAGAAUAAUAAUAAUAAGCUUUAGAACGGUUUUAUUAAAAUUACUAAUCAUCGCAAAAAGCGUAAGAACUAAGAACAAGCCGUGGGAAACUUUCACAAUGUAUACGAUGUAAUUGUCAUUUGCGUGAUGUAAGUGCCGCAACCACAUUUGCGGGAUAGUGUAAAACCAUGGACAUUGUAGAACCUACCGCAGUGUAAAGUUUAUACAAUUUCAAAUAAUUCCAACAAAUACUACAACAGUUCGAUUUGCAUUUAAUGCUGGAUCUUUAUGAAGCAGUAUAAUCAAUUAUAAUCUUUUUUUUACGCAAUUUUAAACUAAGUCUACCAAUUAAAUCGAAGAAAUUGACAUUACAUCUUCUAGUAAUGGCAAAUAAUGAGGAUAAUAAAAGCGAUGGUUCGGCUGAAAUCGAGGGUGAGAAUGAGAAUGAUGAAAAUGAAGAAGCGGAAAAGAUUCUUAUCAUAGAUCCUGAUAGCGAUGAAUUAGAUUUCAAUCAUUCGAGACUAACAAAAUUAGAAAAUUUGGAACCAUUGAGGAAGAUACAUAGAUUGUGUUUUACGUGGAAUCUGAUAAAGAAAAUUGAGAACCUUGAUACACUUACAACUUUGGUCGAGUUAGAAUUAAGAGAUAAUCAGAUUGUUGUUAUAGAGAACUUAGAUGCUCUUGUAAAUUUGAAACUUUUAGAUUUAUCUUUUAAUCGUAUUAAGAAGAUAGAAGGAUUGGACAACCUAUUGAAUUUACAAAAAUUAUACCUGUCGUCAAAUAAGAUUCAGUGCAUUGAGAAUCUGUCACAUCUAAAGAACCUUACAAUCCUCGAGUUAGGUGACAACAAAAUAAGAGAAAUAAUUAAUCUUGAAGCGCUUGAAAAUUUAACAAGUUUGUUCCUUGGUAAAAAUAAAAUAGCAAAGAUAGAAAAUUUGGGCUGUUUACAAAAUCUUCAGUUAUUAAGUCUUCAAAGCAAUCGCAUUAUGGAAAUAGAAAAUUUAGACGAAUUAAAGAAUCUUGAUCAGUUGUAUUUAUCUGAAAAUGGAGUAACAUGCAUCCGAGGAUUAUCAAAUUGUACAAAAGUAACAACUUUUGAUCUAGCAAAUAAUAAAAUAAAAAAGAUUGAAAACAUUGAACAUCUUGAAGAUUUAGAGGAGUUCUGGAUAAACAACAAUGAAAUUGAGGAUUGGACUACUGUAGAAAAUUUAGCAGUUAAUAAGAAAUUACAGACGGUGUAUUUAGAGCAUAAUCCUAUUGCCAAAGAUCCAAAUUACAGAAGAAAAAUUAAACUGUUGCUGCCAUGGCUCGUCCAAUUAGAUGCAACACUUUGCAGAUAGACAAUAUUGUUCUGCAAAGUAGACCUCUUUGAUAAUUCUUGAAACUGUACCUAUCGAUACUGUUGCCUAUCUCCUUCUAGUGUUACUUUAAAAAAUUAUGUAUGUACAAUUCUAUCAAUGAGAAGUAUAAAAUAAUUAUGUCUUUUUAACUAGAAA
Bombus pyrosoma is the source of this 1556-nucleotide messenger RNA. RefSeq names its product protein phosphatase 1 regulatory subunit 7 (gene sds22). Bases 444 to 1400 code for a protein of 318 amino acids. The record is from RefSeq and is a predicted model, not a curated record. Gene Ontology annotation, molecular function: protein binding. The transcript has 5 exons. Lineage: Eukaryota; Metazoa; Arthropoda; Insecta; Hymenoptera; Apidae.